Molecule: messenger RNA, 4552 nt
Organism: Diachasma alloeum
Lineage: Eukaryota; Metazoa; Arthropoda; Insecta; Hymenoptera; Braconidae
Exons: 11
Coding region: 1-4395 (1464 amino acids)
Biological process (GO): regulation of transcription by RNA polymerase II
Cellular component (GO): nucleus
Molecular function (GO): zinc ion binding; DNA-binding transcription factor activity, RNA polymerase II-specific; RNA polymerase II cis-regulatory region sequence-specific DNA binding
Source: RefSeq, a predicted model, not a curated record
AUGCAACACACAUCAUCACUGAAUGGUAAAAAACAACAAAUGAGUAAUUCUCAAGACAUAGAACUAUCGGAUGCUGCAUUGAAGAGAAGAAGAAAAAGUAUCCGUGAUGAUGAUAUUAGCAUGAGAAAGCAAUCAGACAGUGAUAAGACAAUGCUACCGCAGAAGAAGCGUGUGUUUGCGUCGAGUAAUUGCGGUAGUCCAGCGCGAAAAGCUAGCAAGAAUUCAGAAGAGCCGGAGGACGACGAGACACUGAUUAGAGAGACUGAGGCAGCGCUGAAGAGUUUAUCGGGAAGCUGGCCGGGACCUAGUGGUGGUUUGUACCAGCGUGGUGGAUCUGAUGACGAUCGCUACGAGUCCAACUUCGAGAAUCUCUUCGAGGAGAAGAAAGACACGCCAAAGCUGUCACCAUGCUCAGUAUCAACAUCAUCAACGACGAGCAACGAGGCAGGAUGUUCCUUGAAGGACGUGAUAACCUUCCGCGGGCAGGAUAGAAGGUCCUUCCAGCAGAUAAGACCGCAGCAGCUGAAAACUAAAAAAGACAUGGAUGUAAUGAGAAUGGAGGCAGAUUGUCCUGUGCAGAACAGCCUUAAGAGCAGAAGCUUGAAAGACAGAAUCGAACGAUUGCCUAACGAGAAGUAUUCCCGCUACGACCCUCCAGAUUUCAACGAACUCGUCGAUGACUCGUCUAAUGAAUUAGAAAUCGACAUGUCCGAUCCCCUCGCGGAGAAGGACGACGAGGGAGACCAGCGGUCAGACGACAAGAGCAAAGAUAGCACAGCAGAAGGAUCAUCAUCAUCACCAUCCGGAAGACACCUGUUUUCCCCAACCUCAGCGACAUCGUACUCAUCAUCAGCUUUCAGACCACCAAACACAGACCACACGAAGCCAGUAUGUAGAACACCAUCAGCAUCAACGUCGAGCCCACCAAUCGGUCCUUACCCAGCAUUAGCAACGUUCGUCGGUUUUCCCACACCAGUUCCAGGCCCGGUAAUGCCAGUCCCACAACCGGUUAUCCCGCCCUCCAGCGAGGAGAAAAACACCUCUGUAUCGCUUCUACAGUUGAAAUCACCGAAAGAGGAGCAGCAUCAGAGUCAGAGUAUUUCAAAAAUAACUCCAUCGAAAACACCAGCUACUGGACUACCACCAGCUGCAAGUCCCGAAAUUAACACCUCCAAGCAAUACACGAUUUUGCAACCAGCUGGUGUUGGCUCGAGAGCAGCCAGUGCUAUACAAGACAUCACCAGGGAGGGAGUUGUUAGUGUCACUGCUGUCAGCAGCUCCAGUGGAAGUAACAGUUCCACCAGUAGUUACGCCAGUUCUAAGAAUGGGAGCAAUAGUGGCAUUAGCGGAUGCACGGCUAGUUGCGUUACAACGAAUACGACUACAACUACCACUGCCGUUGGUGAUAUUUCUACUACGACGGGUGGUCAGGACGUUAUGAAGAUUCAGGAGAGGAAUUUCGAUGGCAAUCGACCUGGCAUGUCCAUGUCACCGUCCAGUAUUGGCAGAGAGGGCAACAAGUGCCCAACCCCAGGUUGCACUGGUCAAGGUCACGUAACUGGACUCUACUCGCACCAUCGCAGUCUAUCUGGGUGUCCCAGAAAGGACAAACUUACGCCUGAGAUGUCCGGGAUUCCCCCCGAGUUCAUAAGCACGAACCUGCUCCCAGGUUCUAUGGAUGUCAAAGGCUACUCGAUCUACUCAUCACAAGCACCCGAGACAAAGCCAGUCGUAGCCUCGCCAACGUACGAUUAUUACAAAACUCCUGGUCUCCACGUGAAGCCACCAAAAACCCCCGAGGACCAAAAUCCCCGAAGUUCUUCAAAAGUAACCCCAAAAACAGAGGUAUCGCCACCGACGACCUGUUGCAGUGCGAUACCUCCCCGGAAUCCCGAGCUUCUAGUCCCGAAGACUGAGGAUACGUCGUCUUGUCGAGUGAAUUCGCCACCACCCCCACCACCCCCUAGACAGACAUACGACGCAUAUAUGAAUCAGGAUUCGAAUUCCUCGUCGAUGUCGUCGUUGGACAUGGGUUCAAGAUCGAUUGGAACGAUUCAUCAUUCAACACAGCAUUCAAGUCAUCACGUCUUGCCGAUGCAACCGACGGUGACCUACCCAAUGACAAUGGUGGACGACACGAGAAUGACGCACCAGAUGUCGCAGCGAUCUCCUUAUGAACCCUCGAUGAUGGCAGCUGUGGCUACAACCAGCGAGGAUAUCUAUCAUCACCGAAGUGCUGAGCAUCGUGCCUACAUGCAUCAAACGAGCAACGGAAUCGCGCGACCGGUUGUUACCUACUCCAAUGACGUUGGAGCUGCACGAGGGUACGAGAAUGUCUCGAGCGCAACGAACCAUCGGCCGUACGAUCCGGGUUCCGCUUCCGGCUACGAGCGAUACGACAGCCAAAGUUGUGGACCUUUUCAAAGUCAACAGGCUCAGCAGCAACAGCAGCAGCUCCACUCGAGAGCGAACAUGUAUUACCUUGGGCAAACUGGGAUGACGGCUGAUGAGCAGGAGAGGGUUUAUCAGCAAGAAGCCACUGCGGUCCAGCAGCACCAGAUGGCGAUGGCUGCAGCUACCGGUGUGAUGAUCAAGUCUGAAGAAGUCAAGUGUGUGCAGAUGCCGAAGAGCGGACCACCGACAUCACCAGGUGGUUCGGUCAUGGAUUUGUCGACAUCCAGCGUCACCUCGACGAGUCCACAGGCUCCACCCUACGGUUCCAACAGCCUCAGUCCUCAGUACGGUGGGGGACAAACUGUGGGUGGAAGUCCUCAAGCUGCUGCCAGUCCGCACCUGACGGCCAGUCCGCAAGUACCAAGUCCGCAAGGACAAACACUGGAUCUCAGCGUCAACAGGCUUCACAGCGGUGCUCCCAGUCCACAGUACCCAACCUCCCACGGCGAUGCUGUUCCCGUUGCAGUGGGUCCACCCUUCCCAGCCCCUCGACCAAUCGAGGAACAGACAGAACCCGUUGACUUUUCAACAGCCAACGAACCCGUCAAUUUUAGCGGUGGUCCUGGAAUCAGGCCCGUAGGUUUUCCACCACCAGGUGUUCAUGCAGCCGCUUACAGCCGAGAAAGCACACCCGAUAGCGGUGUCUCCCACUACAUGGACGCAUACAGAGAUCCAACUGCAUACGGGCCAAUGAGUCCCCACCCAGGUUACGGGAUGACCGGCGUCCAACCAGAAUACCCAGGCAAUACAUACACCCCGUACCCAACAGCUGGCUACAACUGCACCGGUAGCUAUCCAGGCGGACCAGUAACCUCCAGCUACCAAAUCCCCACCGGCUAUAGUCCAGCGCCCUGCUACAGCAUGCCACCACCCCAGCACACAAUCAGCGGUCUCGACAAAUCUUCAGGAAAAGACGACAGUCUCUCGGGCUGUCCGAGAGCAGAUCGCUCCCAGAUCCAGGCGCACUCGCAGGAAUUGAAGUGUCCGACGCCGGGAUGCGACGGCUCGGGCCACGUCACCGGCAACUACAGCUCCCACAGAAGCCUCUCUGGCUGUCCCAGAGCGAACAAACCCAAGAGUAAACCUAGGGACGGACAGGACUCUGAACCGCUCAGGUGUCCAAUUCCUGGUUGUGAUGGAUCAGGGCAUGCUACUGGUAAAUUCCUGUCUCACAGAAGUGCAUCCGGUUGUCCAAUAGCAAACCGCAACAAGCUCCGAGUCCUAGAAUCCGGUGGUACAGUGGAGCAACACAAGGCAGCAGUGGCAGCAGCGACAGCAAUGAAAUUUGAGGGUGUUAACUGUCCCACCCCAGGAUGUGACGGUAUUGGUCACAUAAAUGGCUCAUUCUCAACCCACAGAUCACUCUCGGGCUGUCCAAUAGCCGGCAACACCCUGAGGAAGCCCAAAUUUGAGGACAUGACCAGCAUGUACAGCAAAGGAAUCGCCGGAGUGGACACCGGUGGUCCGGCUCAGGGUGGUGCGUUGGGUGCGGGUCAGGGAAGCACAAGCGGUAACAUUGUACCUGGUGGUCAGGGCGAGGAUCUGUAUACAUUGGAAGCUGAAAUCACUGAAUUACAGAGAGAAAAUGCGAGAGUUGAGUCGCAGGUUAUGCGUCUGCGCUCAGAGGUUACAGCUAUGGAGAAUCAUCUGAAGCAAGGGGACAAGGAAACAACGGUGAUUGCCCAGCGAAAUAAUCAUCUGACUGAUUACUAUCAAUCACUUCGUGACAACAUGAUAACAUUUCUGGAGCACGUGAGGAUACCUAGCGCCCCUGGCGGUCCACCGGAGAAAAUGGGACACGAAAAUUUCGACAGCUAUUUAACAAAAUUACAAACACUUUGUACCCCUGAUGGAUACUGCGCUGAUGAAACUAAUCGUCCAACAUAUGAGACUGUGAAAACUGCAUUGCAGGACUUUACAGUUCUGCCAACGCCCAUCUGAGACCAUCAGUCACGUGGAUAGAGUAGGCAGGUCAUUUAAAUCGCGAUGAUGGUGAUAAUCAUCAUCGACGAAAUGCAUAUGACUGAGAAUUUGGGAUAUAGAAAACUGUUAAGGAUUGAAAUUUUUCUGACUUUCGAGAUUGAAAAACGAGGGAUGA